This is a messenger RNA of Plenodomus lingam JN3, 156 nucleotides long. The record is from RefSeq and is a predicted model, not a curated record. Lineage: Eukaryota; Fungi; Ascomycota; Dothideomycetes; Pleosporales; Leptosphaeriaceae.
AUGCCUGCUGCCUGCUGCCAGUUCGGUAUCCUGCCUGCUGCCGGCCUCCUCUUCUUCUUGCCGUUGUUGUUGUUGCCGCUGCAGUCAGUAGAUUACGAGCUGCCUUCUACCCUUGCCCGCUACUUACCCUUACAACCUACUACUUUACUACUUUGA